Molecule: messenger RNA, 372 nt
Organism: Oikopleura dioica
Lineage: Eukaryota; Metazoa; Chordata; Appendicularia; Copelata; Oikopleuridae
Source: the annotation of a GenBank genome assembly
AUGAAGCGUUUGCACAAGAAGUCCUCCAAAUUCGACCGCAUCCUCGAUCGGAUGAUCGGAACGAUCGUCGACUACAAACGAUGCUUGAACAAGUAUAAAUUGACCCAUCCCGAUUUCGCCCUCGAGCGCGUCUCUUGCUUCACCGAGAUCAUGAUUCAAUCGCUCAUCUCUGCCUCCAUCUACUCGGGCGUCGGAUGCGACUUUCUCACCGAAACCUACGGCGCUGCGGACUUCAACCUGAUUCCGAACUACACUCGCGACGCCCUGCUCAAGUUCUGGCUGAAGGAAGAAGCUCUCAAGCCUCGACUGAAAUUCGCAAUCGAUGGCGGCUGGGAUGGCGACCGCGCUUUCAUCAGACUUUUACGAUUGUAA